CCUGUGCCAUGCAGCAGCGCGCUCCCGCCGAGCGCUCCACAGCGGCGUCCCUGCACGCGCACGUCCUCCACCUCCACCAAUGCGGCGCCGCCGGCAACCUCCUCCGCCGCGCGCACGCGGCCGCCCUGACAUCCGGCGCGCUGGCCGCGUCCCUGCCCCUCGCGGGCGCGUUCAUCCUCUCCUACGCCGCGGCCGCCGACCUGCCCUCCUCCCACCGCCUCCUCCUCCACCACCCGCUCCGCCUCCGCUCCGCCUUCCUCUGGAACUCGCUCUCCCGCGCGCUCUCCUCGGCCUCCCUCCCCGCCGAGGCCCUGCGCGUCUACAACCUCAUGCUCCGCUCCGCCGUCCGCCCGGACGACCGCACCUUCCCCUUCGCCCUCCACGCCGCCGCGGCCGCGGCCGCCGAUGCCGCGCACGCGGCCAAGGGCCUCGAGCUCCACGCAGCCGCGCUCCGGAGCGGCCACCUCGCCGACGUCUUCGCGGGCAACACGCUCGUCUCCUUCUAUGCCGCCUGUGGCUCCGCCCGUGACGCGCGCAGGGCGUUCGAUGAAAUGCCCGCCCGGGACGUCGUCUCCUGGAACUCCCUCGUCUCGGCGUUCUUGGCCAACAGGAUGUUCGAUGACGCAAGGAAGGCAUUGGUCAGUAUGAUGGGGAGCGGGGUCCCUGUGAGCGUGGCAAGCUUGGUCUCGGUUCUGCCUGCCUGUGGCGUGGAGCAGGAGCAGGGGUUUGGGUUGGCUGUGCAUGGACUGGCGCUGAAGACCGGGCUGGACUCCAUGCUCAAUCUUGGAAAUGCAUUGGUUGAUAUGUACGGGAAAUUUUGUCAAGUGGAGGCGUCGAUGCAGGUGUUUGAAGUAAUGCCAGAGAGAAACGAGGUAUCUUGGAAUUCUGCCAUAGGUUGUUUUCUUAAUUCAGGGCUUUAUGGAGAUGUGCUGGCCAUGUUUAGGGAAAUGUCAGAGCGCGGAGUCAUGCCAGGGUCUAUCACAUUAUCAAGUCUGCUACCUGCUUUGGUUGAGCUUGGUUAUUUUGAUCUGGGGAGGGAGGUACAUGCGUAUAGUAUAAAGAGAGCAAUGGACUCAGAUAUUUUUGUUGCCAAUUCACUUGUGGAUAUGUAUGCCAAACUUGGUUCUCUAGAGAAAGCCUGCACUGUCUUUGAAAAGAUCGAGGUACCCAAUGUGGUGUCAUGGAAUGCAAUGAUCGCUAACCUUGUGCAAAAUGGAGCUGAGACUGAGGCAUUCCAUCUUGUUAUCAAGAUGCAAAAGGAUGGGGAACGGCCAAAUUCAAUAACCCUGGUGAAUGUACUUCCAGCUUGCUCAAGGAUGUCCUCUCUAAAGAUAGGGAAACAGAUCCAUGCAUGGUCGAUCCGUACAGGAUUAGUAUUUGACUUAUUCAUAUCGAAUGCUUUGAUUGAUAUGUACGCGAAGUGCGGGCAGCUGAGCUUGGCGCAAAAUAUUUUUGACUUGUCAGAGAAGGAUGAUGUGUCAUACAACGCGUUGCUUCUGGGUUAUUCUCAGAGUCCAUGGAGUUUUGAAUCUCUUAAUCUAUUUAAGGAGAUAAGGUCUGCGGGAAUCGAGUAUGAUGCUAUUUCUUUCAUGGGUGCUCUGACUGCAUGUACCAAUUUAUGUGCAUUUAAACAAGGGAAAGAAAUUCAUGGUGUUUUAAUAAGGAGAUUACAAAGUAAUCAUCCCUUUCUGGCCAAUUCACUGCUAGGUUUAUAUACUAAAGGUGGAAUGCUUGAUACUGCAACAAAGAUCUUCAAUAGGAUUACAGAGAAGGAUGUUGCUUCAUGGAAUACCAUGAUCAUGGGGCAUGGAAUGCACGGCCAAAUUGAUGUUGCUUUCCAUUUGUUUGAUCUGAUGAAGGAUGAUGGUGUUGACUAUGAUCAUGUGUCUUACAUCGCAGUGCUGUCGGCAUGCAGCCAUGGUGGGCUUGUUGAGAAAGGAAAACAGUACUUCAGUCAAAUGCGUGCCCAAAAUUUAGAGCCACAACAAAUGCAUUAUGCUUGCAUGGUUGAUCUUCUUGGGCGUACUGGACAAUUGACUGAAUCUGUUGAACUAAUCCUAGACAUGCCUUUCCAUGCCAAUUCCGAUGUGUGGGGAGCACUGCUUGGGGCUUGCCGAAUACAUGGAAACAUUGAAGUAGCACAAUAUGCAGCAGAACAUUUGUUUGAGUUGAAGCCAGAGCAUUCGGGUUACUACACACUGCUGAUAAACAUGUACGCUGAGGCUGGUAGGUGGAAUGAAGCAAACAAGAUCAGGAAAUUAAUGAAAUCCAGGAAGGUACAGAAAAAUCCAGCCUAUAGCUGGGUACAGAGUGGCAACAAGCUACAAGCUUUUCUUGUGGGGAAUGGUAGCUCUGCCGCGAUAAGUUUAAAUUGACUGGCAAUAUAACAGAUGGUGAACUUAUAUGGUGGUACGGACUACGGAGUCUUCCACUAGGAAUGAAUUGUAUAUAGCACUAUAAUAUUGCAUGUUCACCAAAUCUGAUAAGUAUUGUCACUGUAAUAGUGAAGGAAUGCGAUGAGGAGUGCAAUGACUUUUAGAAGACCGUAGUCGUCGAUGGCUGCACUGUAUGACCUGACAAGAAUCACAUAAAGAUGAGCAAUAUUAAUUGGCACUACUGCGGUCUACAUAUCUUUGCUAAUGGAGUUUAGCCUAGUAAUGGAAGAGAAGGUAGAACUGAUUAUUUCUCUUCAGAGGAAAUUGCACUCAGGCUCCCGGCAUACAUGGUCAUUAGGAUUAUAAAGGCAUGGGUUUAACCAACAGUCACUCACAUGUAUUUUUAGUUUACUCCGGUUGUAGCUUGGGUCUGAACGUGUUGAAGAUGUUGCCAAUCACACAGCUUCCACCCAGUGAUAGCCACGGGGAAGGCGAGAAAUGAUCAUGGAACAAAGCAAAGAAUGACAGCCUGACAGAUCCUGCAGGGUGCAGUAACAGAUGAUACGGACAUGGCAGCUCAGGCGCUUGAUAGGGAGACAUCUCAAGAUAUUGCCAAGGAGUUUGAAGCAAUCUCUAAUUGAAAGAGUGGGAAUGGAUGAGUGGAGUUCCAUUCGAUAGGGAUCUAUAUAGGAUAAAUACUCCAGACUCGAGUAAUUCUUCUCAUUUCAGGUCCAAUCAGCAUCCUCUUUUGCAAUUUAGAGUUUCUUGGACGCCUUGUUUGAAUAAAUCAUCAGGCAGCUGUUUAUAGUAUGAAGUAUAUGAAUGCCUUUGCAUGAUUAUUCGCAUUGGCGAAUGCGGCAAAUCUUUGAAAAGUAUGCAACUCGAUCUGCUUUUAUCUUGUUAGAUUCGAUCAGCUUAUCUGAACAGUUGUUGGUUGCUUUCUUGAUGAAUGUUGAUCUUCGGGUGGUGGCAUAUUCUCUGAUGACUACUCAUGUCUGGUGAUCAUCGAAAGCGAACAUAUUUCAGUUGAACUUUCCUCUGGAAAUUAUCUCCUGUAACAAGCCAUUCCUAGUUUUAGGGCAAAUCUCUUUUGGUGCUGAACAUUUAACACAGUGACUAUUCUGUAGUUCUUCUGGAACCUCCCUUGGCACUGAACAUUUUAGACAGUGACUGUCCUGUAGUUUUUCUGGGAAAUCUCCUUUGGCAAAACCUACCGAUAUUUUGGGCAAAUCUCCUUUUGCCAGAACUGACCUAUAGUCCAGCAAAUCUCCUUUGACAAAAGUACCUACAGUUCUUCUGAUAUCCUUCGUUACAUAUGCUGUUCCUUCCAAUAGUCCGGUGAGCCGCUGAUCUGGGUGCUCAACGCAUUUUCCUCGAGUCGGAUUGCCAGACAAUGGUUUCGGCGCUGAAGGGCCGCGACUAUGCUGCUGCUGAGCUUGGCGUUCUCUUCAGGGAAGCAAGGAGCUUAUGCCAUGCAUCUCUCGAAUCCUAUGAUUUCAAGUACUGUAAACGUGAUUGUAAUAAAGUAGCUCAUGCCUUGGCAUAGUUUGGCCUGUCGGCUGAUGCGCCCUUCUCCGUCUGGGCUUGGAUGCCCCUGAAUUUGUUUGGGUCCUGGCGAACACUGAUAUGGUGCACCAGGUUUAAUGGAAUAGAUGCUAUUCCUCUCAAUUUUUUUUUUGCUCCCUGGACAAUUCUCCUUUGGCAUUGGCUUUAGCCAUAGAUUGAUAUCUUGGCACAUCUCCUUCGGCUUUAGGUUUAGCUUCAAUCCUGUCUGGGCAAAUCUCCUUUGGCGGUUAGUGGUACUGCAUCAGGGAAUUCUCCUUUGGCAUUAGCACUCAAGCGUGCUGGCCAUACACAUUGGUCCAAACGUUAACCUGCUGUCCAAAGACUGUUCUUUAGUUUAUCACAUUAUCACAUAGCACAGCUUAUUACAAAAAUGUGGGAAUGAAUUUAAUCUAAUUAUUAUUAACAAUAUCGGUCGUUUCGUAUCACAUGAAAAUGACAAAGUGUUGUG
Molecule: messenger RNA, 4389 nt
Organism: Triticum dicoccoides
Lineage: Eukaryota; Viridiplantae; Streptophyta; Magnoliopsida; Poales; Poaceae
Product: pentatricopeptide repeat-containing protein At1g18485-like
Exons: 4
Coding region: 9-2375 (788 amino acids)
Biological process (GO): RNA modification
Molecular function (GO): protein binding; RNA binding
Source: RefSeq, a predicted model, not a curated record